GCUCUUUUUAGCAUGGAAUUGGGAAAGUUGGGAGAGAGUUAGGAACAAAAUGGAAUUAUCAGAGGAGGCGACCGAGAAGAAAAAGCAGCGGCGACAGAGAAAGCCUCCUCAAACGACACCGUUCGAGCACUCCCAAUCCCAACAGAACUGCGAUCAGAAAUUUCUCACGAAAGAGAAUGACGACGAUAAGUGGGCAAACGACACUACAAAAAUGCCCAAACGCCGGCCGCGGGUGGUUUCUCCAUAUUUUGAGAAGAAAAAAAUGAGGGAAGACCCAAAACCAGAGAAAUUGAAAAAGAAGAAGAGAAAGAAUGGAGCAUUUGAGGAGUCGGAAGAGCCAAAACCAGAGAAGUUGAACAAGAAGAAGAAAAAGAAUGGAGCAUUGGAGGAGGUGGGUUCUUCCCCUCCAACUCCGAAAAUGCACAAUAGCAGUGGUCGCCGACGACCGCGAGUAGUUUCUCCCUAUUUUGAGAAGAAAAAACUGAGGGAAGAGCCAAAACCAGAGAAAUUGAACAAGAAGAAGAGAAAGAAUGGAGCAUUUGAGGAGGUGGAAGAGCCAAAACCAGAGAAGUUGAACAAGAAGAAGAAGAAUGGAGCAUUGGAGGAGGUGGCUUCUUCCUCUCCAACUCCGAAAAUGCACAAUAGCAGUGGUCGCCGAGGGCUUUCUCCCUAUUUUAGAAAAGAUGGAGAGAAGAAAACACUGAGCGAAGACCCGAAUUGUGAAUCCCAGAAAACAGAAAAAUUGAACAAGAAUGGAGGAUUUGAGGAGUUGGUUUAUCGGUGUGCUUAUUCUCAUUUGGCUUGUCAGUGGGCUUAUUAUCAGAUAGCUUCUCGGUUGGCUUCUCGGUUGGCUUCUCGGUUGAGAAAAGAGGAAGAGUGUGGUGUGAGUAGUCCGAGUUCCCAAAGCGUCUUGGUCAGGAAAGAAAAGCAUAAGAAGAAAAAGAGAACAGUAAAGGUGUCCCCUUACUUUGAAAAAUCACAAGAAGAAAAAAUAGAAGAUUCGGUUCCUCUAGCUUUGGCAAAAGGGAAAAGAAAAAGCAUCCAGCUUUCUGCUUCCGAGAAGCGCAGCGAAGCGUACGAGAGGAAACGCUCUGAUAACACAUGGAAACCUCCUCGUUCUGAUGUUGUUCUCCUCCAAGAGGAUCAUCUUGAUGACCCUUGGAGGGUCUUGGUCAUAUGUAUGCUUCUUAAUCGGACUACUGGCAUUCAGGCAAGGCAGGUUAUAUCAGAUCUGUUCAGUUUGUGUCCCAAUGCCAAAGUUGCUUGUGAGGUUAGCUCAGGAGAGAUAGAGAAGAUUAUACAACCUCUUGGUCUGCAGCGGAAGAGAGCAGUGGCUAUACAGCGUUUCUCCCAGGAGUAUUUGGGGGAAGACUGGACCCAUGUCACUCAGUUGCAUGGCAUUGGCAAGUAUGCAGCUGAUGCAUAUGCAAUAUUCUGUACUGGAAAAUGGAACUUGGUAAAACCUGCUGAUCACAUGCUCAAUUAUUAUUGGGACUUCCUCUGCAGCAUUGCUCACACUUUGUGAAGUGGUGAUUAGGCAUUUUUGUUUCCUAAUUUAUGUGCAGAGUAACUAGGAAAAUUUACAUAACUAUGUAGACAUUUGGAGUGUCGAAAGAUAUGAUAAUAUGGUAUAAUUUUAUUGGGCAUUCUUGAAGCUUCCCGCGCGACUUAGAGGUCGUCUUGAACUCUAAAAUUUUGGGCUUUGUUCCCGGCAGUGAGAGAAAUCUGACCUCAAUGCUGGAACGGUAGACAUCGUGGGAGGCCAUUGAUGGUCGAAUGAAAGUAAGAAGACAGGGAGAAAGAGAGUGAGGGAAUGGACCUUUCUGUAAUUUUGACAAAAUAUUUAUUUUAUAAAAUAGUAAGAUUAUCAUAAA
This is a messenger RNA of Humulus lupulus (European hop), 1874 nucleotides long. RefSeq lists its product as uncharacterized. NCBI's taxonomy places the organism in Eukaryota, Viridiplantae, Streptophyta, Magnoliopsida, Rosales, Cannabaceae. Bases 50 to 1525 code for a protein of 491 amino acids. Gene Ontology annotation, biological process: DNA repair. Gene Ontology annotation, molecular function: DNA binding; catalytic activity. Gene Ontology annotation, cellular component: nucleus. The record is from RefSeq and is a predicted model, not a curated record. The transcript has 3 exons.